AUGCCGCAACGCAGGAUCGGAAACACGACCGUGCCAGCCAUAGACUUCGGUGCUAUGAGCUUAGGGGGAAAUAUUUACCACUCACCAGAAGGGACACAGUCCGACGAAGAAUAUCUCAAGGUGCUAGAUGCUGUCUAUGAGCGUGGAUGUACUCAUGUAGAUACAGCGAACGCGUAUAAUGACUCUGAAGUGCUCAUUGGCAAGUGGCUCAAAAAGACGGGCGAACGCUCCGAGAUCUUCCUCGCCACAAAGUUUGGCUUCUUCUCUCCGAAUGACAAGGCCGCAGACCUUGCCUGGGUCACGGAGAAUCUCGACACCUCUCUCAGCAGGUUGUGUGUGGAGAGUGUGGAUCUGUGGUACCUCCACCGAACUGGCAAGACCAAAUACAUCGGCCUUUCCGAAGUCUCCGCCCAGACCCUCCGCCGAGCGCACGCCGUUCAUCCCAUCGCAGCACUCCAAGUCGAAUUCUCUCCCUUCACACUAGAUGUCAUGGACGAGAAGAUCGCUCUUCUGAUGACCGCACGCGAGCUUGGCGUCACGGUCAUUGCGUACUCGCCUCUCGGAAGGGGUCUGCUCACAGGACAAUACAGAAUGAUUUCAGGCGGAUUCGGCGGAGAACUGGCCGAACAUUAUGAAGCUCCCGGAGGGGUGGCGUUAGCAUGGUUGCUUGCCCAGGGAGAUGAUAUCAGUCCUAUUCCUGGAACGAACAAGGUCAGGUAUCUGGAUGUGACGUUGACGAAGACGGAAGUGGAGGAGAUCACGAAGAUUGCUUGGGGUCGGAUGAUGUAUCCUUCCUCGAUGAUGCACUUGUUGUUCGCAGAUACCCCAGCACUGUGA
Molecule: messenger RNA, 837 nt
Organism: Stereum hirsutum FP-91666 SS1
Lineage: Eukaryota; Fungi; Basidiomycota; Agaricomycetes; Russulales; Stereaceae
Product: Aldo/keto reductase
Exons: 6
Coding region: 1-837 (278 amino acids)
Cellular component (GO): cytoplasm
Source: RefSeq, a predicted model, not a curated record